UGCGCCGUUUUCAAUUAUUGUUAUAGCAUGCAAACCUUUAUGUCAGUGAAUUAAUUAAAUAAAACGAUGAUAAAAUUGUAAUAACACAUGAUCUUGCACUGAGAUGUUUCUAUUAUCAACCGGGUACAAUGUGUAUCAGAUGAUAACAUUCUAUAUUUAUAUGGAUGAUAAUUCUUAUAGUAAUUAUAUGAUUUGUGAAGAAACGGAAAAUGAAAAGAUAUCACUGUAAAAGGCAUGGACGUUAUUUAAAACUUGGGAUUUUAGUGAUUCUCUAUACACUUGUUGUUUUGGGCACCCUUGUUUAUAGGGCUAGUGGUGGUCAGCCUAAUACACAUCAACGGCAUAAGAGGGAUUUAUCAGAAGACGAUGAAAACAAUACGGAUUGCAUCCCAAGAUCUGUGGACAAUUUUCCAGGGAAUUUCUUCACAUUGGAACAGACACAAGAUGGCGGAGUAUUUCUCCACAUUUUUAUUGCCCUGUAUUUGUUUGGUGCACUGGCAAUUGUUUGUGACGACUAUUUCGUGGCCUCCCUAGAAGUAAUUUGUGACGAAUUAAAUUUGAAAGAGGAUGUGGCUGGUGCCACUUUCAUGGCAGCAGGAAGUUCUGCACCAGAAUUCUUCACAGCAUUGAUAGGCGUAUUUAUUUCAAAGAGCGACGUCGGAGUUGGUACAAUUGUUGGAUCGGCAGUCUUUAAUAUUCUGUUCAUUGUUGGAGUUUGUGCUUUAUUCUCUGGAAUGGUAGUUAAUCUAACAUGGUGGCCAAUGUUACGAGACUGUGUAUAUUAUAUCGUAGCUGUUGCAACUCUAGUGAUUGUCAUACAAAACGGCAAAGUGUACUGGUAUGAGGCUUUGAUUAUGUUUUUAUUGUAUCUUGGCUACAUUCUUAUAAUGUACUGGAAUAAAGAUCUCGAAGAUUAUUUUGAAAGACUUUAUCGAAAACUCCGACAUAUUCCGGAAGACCCUCCAUCACAAAAUGAAACUCAGUCAUUGACAGGUUCACAAAAGAUAAGCAAUGGUGUGUAUAAUACUUCUAAAGAUUCAGUGAAAGAUGUUGAGGACGCCAAAAAUGACGAGGCAGAAACAUCAUUUACAGGAACACAUGAGAGUGUUCCGCACGAAGGACAUAAAGAUAGUAAAGAAUAUGAAUCACCAUGGCUGAUACCGAUAUCUUUUCCUGCUCGUAUUCUCUGGGUAACCAUGCUACCGGUAAAGGCAUUACUGUAUAUAAGUAUACCAGACUGUAGGCUACCCGGGCGAUGGAGGAAGAUGUACCCUUUGACUUUUAUAAUGUCAGUGGUGUGGAUUGCAGGUUUCUCAUAUAUAAUGGUUUGGAUGAUUACAAUAGCAGGAGAUUCCUUAGGCAUUGCAGAUACCGUCAUGGGGUUAACGAUUUUAGCAGCAGGAACAAGUGUCCCCGACUGUUUGUCCAGUUUGUUUGUAUCCAGAGAUGGAUUUGGUGAUAUGGCAGUUGCAAACUCCAUUGGCAGUAAUGUGUUUGAUAUAUUGGUCUGCCUUGGUCUUCCUUGGCUGAUUGAGACAGCGGCAGUUAAUCAUGGAGACUUCGUCAAAAUAAGCAGUGAAGGACUAAUCUAUUCAUCUAUUACUCUAUUAUCAACAGUCAUAUUUUUAUUGCUGGCCAUGUUCUUUACAAAAUGGACGUUAAGUAAACCUUUUGGGAUCGUUUGUUUAUCUGCAUAUGUAAUUGUGAUAACAUUCUCUGUUUUAUACGAACUGAACGUAUUUGGUAAUUUUGUUGCAGAAAUUUGUCCAAGAUAAUGUUGAACACCACGUUUGUUGGCACUCUUGUAUAAACAUGUACAGUUAAUCUGAAACGAUAUUUUUAUAUGAUACAUGGAAAGAUUAUAGACUGUAAUUAAUUUGUUCACCUAAGUUUAUUACACAAAUAUCAAAAGAACACGUAUUACAAGUUAUAAAAAGUUAUUUACACAACUAUAUCUCCAUAUCUCUACGAAAUAUUUUAUUAAAUAUUAUUGAUGAAUAGACGGUAGAAUUCAAAUUAAACGUACAACAAAUACGAAAAGAUUAUUGAAAAGCAAAUUCAAUCUUCCUGAAUAUUAAUAUUAAUAUUAAACGGUGAGAUGGAAGACCCUGUUAUAUGAAAUAAUCUGGGGAAUGUCUCAUACUGGUAGCCAAGGAGACACUACUGGAAAUUCUGAAUGUCACAUUAAUGAAAGUUCAGUUAUUUCAAUAAAUACCCUGAAUAAAGAAACAUCAGACAUACAUUGAAAUACAAGGCAAAUGCCAGUAAUUUACAUGUCAUGUUAUGUCAAAAGGAUGAAUUAAAUAAAAUAAUUGUAUAGAAAUAUUACUGUUAUAUAGCACGAGAAAUAAGUUGCAUAUUUCACCGUCACAAAUGAAUUAAGGUACAAUCUUAAUCAAAUCUGCAAUAUCCUGUAAAUUAACAAUUAUUCAUUACGUAUGCUAGAACAAAAAUUAAAUAAGGAAAUUACAGCUGAUUUUGUGUGACGAUAAACUAAACCAUGUUUGCAAAUGCUUGACGUACCGAAAGUUUCCAUUUUCUUUACUUGUUACAUAUUUGAAUAAAAUAACGAAUAUUUC
Molecule: messenger RNA, 2579 nt
Organism: Mytilus californianus (California mussel)
Lineage: Eukaryota; Metazoa; Mollusca; Bivalvia; Mytilida; Mytilidae
Product: probable sodium/potassium/calcium exchanger CG1090
Exons: 9
Coding region: 210-1775 (521 amino acids)
Biological process (GO): intracellular calcium ion homeostasis; calcium ion transmembrane transport
Cellular component (GO): membrane
Molecular function (GO): calcium channel activity; calcium, potassium:sodium antiporter activity
Source: RefSeq, a predicted model, not a curated record